Leptonychotes weddellii (Weddell seal) is the source of this 519-nucleotide messenger RNA. Lineage: Eukaryota; Metazoa; Chordata; Mammalia; Carnivora; Phocidae. The record is from RefSeq and is a predicted model, not a curated record.
AUGGUGCUUUCUGAAGAGCAGGCUGAUCAGGGAGGUUUCGUCCCAAAGGAGAGUCCCAGCAGGUGCAAGUGCAACCUGCACGCUAACUUGUGCUCCGUGAGGGAGGGCAGUCUGCAGUGUGAGUGUGAGCACAACACCACGGGCCCCGACUGCGGCAAGUGCAAGAGGAACUUCCGCACCCGGUCCUGGCGCGCCGGCUCCUACCUGCCACUGCCCCACGGCUCUCCCAACGCGUGUGCUGCUGCAGGCUCUGCUGUUGGCAGAGUCGGCAGGCCCCGGAAAGACCCCGUCCCCAAAGCCCCUGUGGCCACUGUGGCCAUGAGAGGGGACCCCAGCACUCCCGCCCCCUCCACUUCCACUGGGCGGGCCCCCAAGGCCCCCAGCACCCCACAGCCCACAGGUGGGUGCCCAGAGACAGCCCAGCUGCCCUGCUCUUCCCCACUUCCCACCACGUCCCCGCCUCUGUGUGUGAUGUGCCCUGCUGCUGGAGCUUGGCUCUUAGAGAACAUUAGACCCUAG